UACCGAAGAUUACCACUCAGCCUCAAUUGCUUUUUAACGUCCUUCAACAUCGAGGUUUGUGGAGAAAAAAAACGAAGAAGAAGAAGAAGUUGUUGCAGAGAGAACGAGAAGAGAUGGGUGGAAGAAAGUUCGAGAUCAAGAGGAUAGAAAAUGAUACCAACAGGCAGGUCACUUAUUCGAAGCGACGAGGCGGUAUCAUGAAGAAAGCUUGGGAGCUCAAUGUUCUCUGUGACGCACAAGUUUCUCUCAUCGUGUUCUCCAGCACCGGCAAAUUCCAUGAAUACGUCAGUCCCUCCACAACAACAAAGAAGAUAUUUGAUCGGUAUCAGCAGACUGCUGGGGUCAAUCUCUGGCAAUCGCAUUACGAGAAAAUGCAAGAAAGAUUGAAUAAGCUGAAGCAGAUCAACAAUAAUCUCCGUAAAGAAAUUAGGCAGAGGACGGGUGAACACGAUCUGGAUGAUCUGAGCAUCGAGGAACUGCGCGAUCUUGAGCAAAACAUGGACAAUUCAUUGAAGAUUGUUCGUGAUCAAAAGUAUCACAGGAUCCAGACUCAGACGGACACUCACAAGAAAAAGCUAAGGAACUCGGAGGAAGCGAAUAGGAAUCUCUUAUACCAAUUUGAAGGGAGAGAUGAGGAUCUUGGCUAUGGCUUAGUGGACCAUGAAGGCCACCAUGAAUCUGAGCUUAGAGAGGCAAACGCAGGCUCUCACUCAUUUGCUUUCCACCUGCAUCCAAUCCAACCCAAUCUUCAGGAGGGAAGAAUUUAUGGAUUCCACGAUCUACGCCUUCCUUGAGUUGCAGUAGCCUUUCAGACGUAAUGU
Molecule: messenger RNA, 821 nt
Organism: Telopea speciosissima
Lineage: Eukaryota; Viridiplantae; Streptophyta; Magnoliopsida; Proteales; Proteaceae
Product: agamous-like MADS-box protein TM6
Exons: 7
Coding region: 114-794 (226 amino acids)
Biological process (GO): positive regulation of transcription by RNA polymerase II
Cellular component (GO): nucleus
Molecular function (GO): DNA-binding transcription factor activity, RNA polymerase II-specific; RNA polymerase II cis-regulatory region sequence-specific DNA binding; protein dimerization activity
Source: RefSeq, a predicted model, not a curated record